GGCAUCGAAUACCCCUGAACUCCAUUCUCCACUCUUCUAUCAAGCUCAUUGGUGACCACCCUAUUGCCUGUCUCAUCUAAACUUCCCCUUGGACUUCAUAGGCCUUGGGUGGAGAGACAAGAAUCAUGCUCCUCCUCUAUCUCUCUGCACUGAUCCUCUUCAUAAGCCCACUGGCUGCUCAAGAUGAAGUGACAACACCCUCCAACGAAAAAGAAAGCUCAGGGGCUUGUACCCUCAUCGUGUGUGAACCUGGAGAAAGAGGAUUGCCUGGAAGAGAAGGAAUAGAUGGCAAACAAGGUCCCAAGGGAGAAAAGGGAGAUCCAGGAGCAGCAGGAGAAUCAGAUAAAGAAUAUUCCUCAGACCUGAUUGGCCCCUCAGACCUGGAGGGAGUAAAUGGAGAACCAGGAGGAGGAACUCCUGGACCUGCUGGGCCACCUGGAAUACCUGAUUUUCCAGAUCCCCAAGAGCCAAGGGGUCCAUCUGGGCCACGGGUUGAUAUACCAUUACCUGGGCAGAAAGGAAAAUGUUGUUGCACAGGUAAGUCAGCCAACUUUAAGGGUCCAUCAUGUUUGGUAUGAGCCGGUUCUCUAGCUCAUUGCUUCCCUGUUGUUUUGGAAUUUUAGAGAAUGAGCAAAACAGUAUUAGGAGCCAAACUAUCAAAAGUCCCUCUAGAUGGGAAAGCAGCCUCAGGAGAUGCAGAGUUCCUUCCAGCUGGAAGGUGA
Messenger RNA from Monodelphis domestica (gray short-tailed opossum), 722 nucleotides. Lineage: Eukaryota; Metazoa; Chordata; Mammalia; Didelphimorphia; Didelphidae. The record is from RefSeq and is a predicted model, not a curated record.